Messenger RNA from Xenopus laevis (African clawed frog), 2805 nucleotides. RefSeq names its product abl-interactor 2 L homeolog (gene abi2.L). The record is from RefSeq and is a predicted model, not a curated record. Bases 132 to 1766 code for a protein of 544 amino acids. NCBI's taxonomy places the organism in Eukaryota, Metazoa, Chordata, Amphibia, Anura, Pipidae. Gene Ontology annotation, biological process: cell motility; neuron migration. Gene Ontology annotation, cellular component: cytoskeleton; actin-based cell projection; lamellipodium. The transcript has 12 exons. Gene Ontology annotation, molecular function: signaling adaptor activity; SH3 domain binding.
CACGCCUACUUGUUUGCCAACCGCGGUCUCGUUUCGCCUUACGAGCGAGGCGCGCUCCCGUGGUUCCCUUCACCAUUCCAUCUCUCCGCAGUGUAGCGGGGCUCCAAAAGGAGGAGGAUGUGGUGAAAAAGAUGGCGGAGCUGCAGAUGCUGCUGGAGGAAGAGAUUCCGGGCGGCCGGCGGGCCCUGCUGGAUAGCUACACCAACCUAGAGAGAGUGGCCGACUACUGCGAGAACAAUUACAUACAGUCUUCAGACAAGCAAAGAGCCCUAGAAGAAACCAAAGCCUAUACGACUCAGUCUUUAGCUAGUGUGGCUUAUCUGAUCAACACUUUAGCCAACAAUGUCCUUCAGAUGCUGGAUAUACAAGCUUCUCAGCUUAGGCGAAUGGAGUCAUCCAUCAAUCAUAUUUCACAGACCGUGGACAUUCAUAAAGAAAAAGUUGCUAGAAGAGAAAUUGGAAUUUUGACAACCAACAAAAACACCUCUAGAACGCACAAAAUAAUUGCUCCUUCAAACCUGGAGCGACCAGUCCGUUAUAUUCGUAAACCUAUUGACUACACAAUUCUCGAUGACACCGGACAUGGAGUGAAGUGGUUGCUUAGAUUCAAGGUUAGCACACAAAACAUGAAGAUGGGAGGGCUGCCUCGUACCACACCACCAACCCAAAAGCCACCAAGUCCGCCAAUGACUGGCAAAGGAACUCUUGGGCGACACUCACCCUAUCGCACACUGGAGCCUGUGCGUCCCCCUGUGGUACCAAAUGACUAUGUACCAAGCCCCACACGUAACAUGGCUCCCCCUCAGCAACAGAGCCCUGUUAGAACAGCUUCAGUCAACCAGAGGAACCGCACAUACAGUAGCAGUGGGAGUAGUGGAGGCAGUCAUCCCAGUAGCAGGAGCAGCAGCCGUGAAAAUAGUGGAAGCGGGAGUGUGGGCGUCCCCAUUGCUGUCCCCACCCCUUCUCCUCCAAGUGUUUUUCCUGCCCCCGCUGGCUCAGCUGGCACUCCUCCUAUCCCUGUUACCUCCACUUCUGCCCCUGUCUCACAUCCCCCUGCUGCUACUGUCCCUCCCUCCUCAACCACCCCUGAUGCUGCUGUAGGAGCACAACCCCCUGCUGAUGGUUUCACCUCUCCAACUCCCCCUGCUGCUUCCUCUGCUCCUCCUACAGGGCAUCCUGCACAGUUUUACAGUAUGAAUAGACCAGUAUCUCGGCACAAUCCACCAGCAAUCGGAGGCUCUCUGCCCUAUCGGCGUCCUCCAUCGAUGACCUCUCAGCCCAGCCUUCAGAACCAGAUAAAUGGAGGGCCUUUUUACAGCCAAAACCCAGUGUCACAUGCUCCACCUCCUCCCUCCAUUCUACAAGUAACGCCACAGCUGCCUUUGAUGGGAUUUGUGGCUAGAGUUCAAGAAAACAUAACAGAAACCCCGCCUCCACCACCUCCUGCAGAAGAGCCUGUCUUUGACGAAUCACCUCCCCCUCCUCCCCCUCCAGAAGACUAUGAAGAAGAAGAGGCUGCUGUAGUAGAAUACAGUGAUCCAUAUGCUGAAGAAGACCCCCCUUGGGCUCCAAGGACUUAUUUAGAGAAAGUUGUUGCUAUUUACGACUACGCGAAAGACAAAGAGGAUGAGCUAUCCUUUCAGGAAGGAGCCAUAAUAUACGUGGUCAAGAAGAAUGAUGAUGGGUGGUACGAGGGAGUCAUGAAUGGAGUGACGGGGCUUUUCCCAGGCAACUAUGUGGAAUCUAUCAUGCACUAUUCUGAAUGAUGAUGACACACGGCCCAGUGAAACUCUCCAGCUGACUUCCCACAUUUACAUGGGCCUUUUGUGGGGCCAAACAAGUGAAUGAAUGGAGAUCAAAUUUUUAUUUUAUGAUUACAAAUUAGUGGUGCAAGUUAUUUGAACAAAGUGUUCUUUCAUCGCAGCAGCUCUGGUUUAUUGAAAUAAUUUUCUUUUUGUUGGGGAAAAAAAAAAAAAGAAAGAAAAAAAAAUCCUGGCAUUGCUUAUCCUUGUUUUGUCUUUUCUACCCCCAAAGUUCCAAGAUCAAGGGAUGUAAUUACGGGUAAUGUACCCUGUCAUUUCCAAGUAUUUGAUAUGCGUUUCUUGCUGUACCGUUUAUGCAGCUGAAGUAGUUCUUGCCGGAUCUUGAGUCUUGUAAACUGCUCUGCGGUCACAUUGUACGAGGAAUGAAAUUGACCUUUGAACAAGUGAGGAGCCUAAGGCAGAUUUUGAGUUUCAGUACAAAUGUAUUUUUUCAGCAUAAGCACAAUAAAGUGUAACACCUGCAUCACCCACCAAAGAUCUAGAAUCUAUACCUAGGCCAAGGUGCAAUAAUCCUUCAUCUGUGGCACAUAAUGGCAUCAAUUCUUCCCUACUUCUCUUAAUCACUACCACGUGGGGAAUUUCUUUACGUUGCCGCCGCGAUUCUUUAAAUACAAAAUGGAUUCGGAUGAAUGUGGCGCGUUUAACAAUCGCGACCUAAACCAGCUGCAGUUUUCCAGUUUUAGGAAUAACACAUUGGCAUGAUUACAGUAAAGCUGUAUAGUUAAUGCAAACAGUGUAUAUGAUUUUGGUAUUAAGACAACCUUGUGUAUUAUUUCGUAUCCAUUGCUGAAACUGGAAGCGACAUCUUUUGAGAGAAGAGUGUUUGUUGGAGCAGUAGGUUGCACAGGCCUGUGUAGUGACACUACGACAAUGCAUUGCAGCCUUCUCUGCCAUAAAGGUUGAUUCAAUUUUACCAGAUUUCUGGUGUUUGGAAAAUAAAAAGUAAUAAGCUACACAAUAAAGGUUUUGUUCGUUUCUUGAA